This is a messenger RNA of Cololabis saira (Pacific saury), 684 nucleotides long. RefSeq names its product cilia and flagella associated protein 119 (gene cfap119). The transcript has 9 exons. NCBI's taxonomy places the organism in Eukaryota, Metazoa, Chordata, Actinopteri, Beloniformes, Belonidae. The record is from RefSeq and is a predicted model, not a curated record. The coding region runs from base 1 to 684 and encodes 227 amino acids.
AUGGGUGAUAGUUUGGACAAAAUUGAGUUGGUUGUACCACAACCCCUGAAAGCCAGAGUGAUGCUGUGGACAGAUGUAAGCUACCCUGACAUGGAAGUUCUAGAUAAAAUGCAGUGCAUUCCUGAUCUGGAGAGUGCUUUGUGCCGUGUGUUUACCAUUGACCUCCUUGAACCAAAAAGACGAGUUCUGCUGGAGCUGUAUGUCCAGACUAUGCUUUUUUGUAGAGAGAACAAGUUAAAUAAAGAGCAAACGUCUGCCCUCCUGUCUAUCAUCAAGUCCAUCCAUGCAGCCAACAUAGAUACCCCUCUUAACAACAUAGAGCUGUGUUUUGCUUACUGCAAGGAGCUUCUGCUUUGUCACUCGAUCAGGCGGCCUCCCUUUAGUGUCAACCUCUUCAGCUAUGAAGAGGCACUCUGCAUUUUAAACUACAUCCACAACAACUAUUUCAGUCACUAUAAACUCUACAAGUCAGUGUUUACACCACAGAUGAAACUUGAUCUGUCUUUGACAUACUCUGGAGUAGUGGACAAUAGAUCAUCCGUCAUGGAGGAUUCCUUUGUGCCAGCUGAUGCUAAUAAUGUGAUGGAGGAAGAAACAGCCCCAAAGACAUGUGGGUCUUCGGAAACACAGGAAACAUCCACCGCAGAGCAAGAGGAAGUCCCUCUUGGUUCCAGUCAGACUUGA